AUGGCAACCACUGUGUGCAAUGAGUCAAUUGACCAGCUACAGAACCAGGUGACGGAGUCACUGGGGGCUUUCCGGAGUCAGCGCGAAGAGACAGAUCGCGUCGCCGCGCUGAAGGCAGCACAGAGACUGGUGAAUGCAUUACAGAAGCCACAGGAUUCGGUCUAUCAUCUGGCCUACUCUCCUACUCACGCCAUGUGCGUGCGCAUCGCCCUCGACAUGGACAUAUUCGCAACGCUAACGGAGCGUAAUGGGCCGGUGUCACUUGAUGAUCUGGCAGCCGUCAAAAAGGCCAGUCCAAUCCUAGUUGAACGAGUCUUGCGGAUCUUAGUUGGAAUUGACUAUGUUGGCGAAUGCGACACGCGCGUCUAUAUCGCGACUACGAUGACGCGUCAGCUGACUGACAGACUAAGUAUUUCUGUGAUCAAGUUUAUAUUCGAUGUUGGCAUGCCUACUCUUGCUAAGGUCCCCGAGUUCCUCCGCCGCCAGGACCACCGAAACCCACAGGGCGCCACUACAGGCCCGCUACAAUUCACCGAGAAGAUUGAUGAAUCGAUUUGGGCCUGGUUGCCACAGAAUCCAGAGAAGCUUGAUUAUUGCAAUACUUUUAUGGAAGGUGACCGUGGCGCGCGACCCGGUUGGCUUGAAUGGUUCCCGGUGGAAGAACGUCUUCUAUGUGAUGCUAAUCCCGACGCGGAAACGCUUAUGGUUGAUGUCGCAGGGGGUCGAGGCCAUGACCUGGCGGGAUUUUUGGCACGAUAUCCUGAUGCCCCAGGCCGUUUGGUACUCGAAGAUCUGCCACAUGUUUUGGGAGAGAGCACUAUUGAUGCGGAGCGUAUCGAGAAACAAGCAUUUGACCUGUUCAAGCCACAACCGAUUCAUGGCGCUCGCAUUUACUAUAUGAAGUUCAUCCUUCAUGACUGGUCUGACGAGGAGAAUCAUGUCAUUCUUACCAAACUGGCUGGUGCAAUGAAGCAAGGUUAUUCGAAACUGAUCAUCGAAGAGUUUGUGUUGGCAGAUCGCGAUGGUGCGAUGUUACCGGCGAUGUGGGAUUGGGAAAUGAUGAUCUUCUGUAACAGCAUGGAGCGGUCCAAGUCCCAUUGGACUCGCUUACUGGGAGAAGCUGGUUUCCGGGUUAUCAAAUUCUGGGCACCGCCUGGUGAUGGGCAAGGCAUUAUCGAAGCCGAACUCAAAUAG
Messenger RNA from Penicillium verrucosum, 1194 nucleotides. RefSeq lists its product as uncharacterized. The transcript has 4 exons. Lineage: Eukaryota; Fungi; Ascomycota; Eurotiomycetes; Eurotiales; Aspergillaceae. The record is from RefSeq and is a predicted model, not a curated record. Bases 1 to 1194 code for a protein of 397 amino acids. Gene Ontology annotation, molecular function: O-methyltransferase activity.